This is a messenger RNA of Gallus gallus (chicken), 10183 nucleotides long. RefSeq names its product zinc finger protein 148 (gene ZNF148). Bases 205 to 2583 code for a protein of 792 amino acids. Lineage: Eukaryota; Metazoa; Chordata; Aves; Galliformes; Phasianidae. Gene Ontology annotation, biological process: regulation of transcription by RNA polymerase II. The transcript is spliced from 8 exons. The record is from RefSeq and is a predicted model, not a curated record. Gene Ontology annotation, cellular component: nucleus. Gene Ontology annotation, molecular function: DNA-binding transcription factor activity, RNA polymerase II-specific; RNA polymerase II cis-regulatory region sequence-specific DNA binding.
UCCCCUCCCCCGCGCCCCGCCAUGCCCGGGGCCGCGGCACGGCUGCUCUGAGCCGCCCCGCGCCGCCGCCGCGUCCCGGCCCGCCUUCUCCUCGCAGCUCCGCGGCCGUUUGGAAAACAGCGAGGCACAGCUCUUGAACAGAGUCCCUGCACUGGCCUUAUCCUGCAACUGAUAUGCUCCGCAGACGUGUUAUUGCACUUAAGAAUGAACAUUGAAGACAAGCUGGGAGGAUUAUUUCUUAAAUGUGGUGGCAUAGACCAGAUGCAGUCAUCCAGGGCUAUGGUAGGGAUGGGUGCAGUAUCUGACCAGUCCGGAGUGUCGGGAGAACGGCAAGAGGCGGUGCUUCAAGAUCGGACUAUGGCGCACCAGGAAAUUCUUGCACCAGACGAAGUGUUACAGGAAAGUGAACUUCGACAGCAAGAGAUGAUUUCACAUGAUGAACUCAUGGUCCAUGAGGAGACGGUAAAAAAUGAUGAUGACAUGGAUACGCAAGAUAGACUUCCUCAAGGGCUGCAGUAUGCUGUUAAUGUCCCUAUCAGUGUAAAGCAAGAAAUUACCUUUACUGAUGCAUCUGAACAACAGAAACGAGACAAAAAACAAAUACGAGAGCCAGUAGAUUUGCAGAAAAAGAAGAAAAGAAAACAGCGUUCACCAGCAAAAAUCCUUACAAUAAAUGAGGAUGGAUCACUUGGUCUGAAAACCCACAAAUCUCAUGUUUGUGAGCAUUGCAAUGCUGCCUUUAGAACCAACUACCAUUUACAGAGACAUGUCUUCAUUCAUACAGGUGAAAAACCAUUUCAGUGCAGUCAGUGCGACAUGCGUUUCAUACAGAAGUACCUGCUACAGAGGCAUGAGAAGAUUCAUACUGGUGAGAAGCCAUUUCGUUGUGAUGAAUGUGGUAUGAGGUUUAUUCAGAAGUAUCACAUGGAAAGGCACAAAAGAACUCACAGUGGAGAGAAGCCUUACCAGUGCGAGUAUUGUUUGCAGUAUUUCUCCAGGACUGAUCGUGUGCUGAAACAUAAACGUAUGUGCCAUGAGAACCGUGACAAGAAACCGAACAGAAGUGCCACCAAAGUUGGCUUUUUGCCAUCGGAGGAAGAUUCUGGUUUCUCUACGCCUAUGAAAGACAGCUCCUUGCCAAAGAAGAAAAGGCAGAAAACAGAGAAAACAAAAUCUGGAGAUAAGGACGGUACGGAUAAAUCAGAACAGAAGAAGGACAAAAAUGACUAUUUGCCUUUGUAUUCUGCUAGCACGAAAGUAAAAGAUGAAUAUAUGGUAGCAGAAUAUGCUGUCGAGAUGCCACAUUCUUCUGUCAGUGGGUCGCACUUAGAAGAAGCAAAUUCUGGGGAAAUACACCCACCCAAGCUCGUUCUCAAGAAAGUUAACAGCAAGAGGAGUCUUAAACAGCCACUCGAGCAAAGUCAAAGCAUUUCACCUUUAUCUACGUAUGAAGACAGCAAGGUUUCAAAGUAUACCUUUGAUCUUGUGGAUAAACAAAGUUUACUGGACUCUGAAGGUAAUGCUGACAUUGAUCAAGUUGACACGUUACAAGAAGGGCCCAGUAAACCUGUGCACAGCAGCACUAACUAUGAUGAUGCAAUGCAGUUUUUAAAGAAAAAGAGGUAUCUACAAGCAGCUAGUAACAACAGUAGAGAAUAUGCCUUGAAUGUAAGUACCAUAGCAUCUCAGCCUUCUGUAACACAGGCAGCUGUGGCAAGCGUCAUUGACGAAACUGCUACAGCUUCAAUAUUAGACACACAGGCACUGAAUGUUGAAAUUAAAGGCAGCCAUGACAAAAAUGUCAUUCCAGAUGAGGUGCUGCAAACUCUGUUAGAUCAUUAUUCACACAAGGCUAACGGACAACAUGAGAUCUCCUUCAGUGUGGCUGACACUGAGGUGACCUCCAGUAUAUCAAUCAAUUCUUCUGAAGUAUCUGAGGUCACCCAAUCUGAGACAGUUGGAACAAGCUCUCAAGCUUCCUCAUCAGAUAAAGCUAGUAUGUUACAGGAAUACUCAAAGUUUUUACAACAAGCUUUGGACAGAACUAGCCAAAAUGAUGCCUAUUUGAACAACCCAAGCCUUAAUUUUGUGACUGAUAACCAGACUCUUACAACCCAGCCAGCAUUUCCUUCCAUAGAGAAGCAGGUCUACACGUCUAUACCCGUCAACAGCUUUCGCUCGGGAAUGAACUCUCCAUUAAGAACAACUCCAGACAAGUCUCAUUUUGGACUAAUGGUUGGUGAUUCGCAGCACCCUUUUCCAUUUUCAGGUGACGAGGCAAAUCAUUCUUCCUCCUCCUCUACACAGGACUUCUUGGAACAAGUAACUUCUCAGAAGAAAGCAGAGGCACAGCCUGUUCAUCAAGCAUAUCAAAUUAGCUCCUUUGAGCAGCCCUUCAGAGCUCAGUACCAUGGGGCAAGAGCUGGAAUAUCAUCUCAAUUUAGCACUGCCAAUGGACAGGUGAACCUUCGGGGACCAGGGACAAGUGCUGACUUCCCAGAAUUUCCCUUGGUGAAUGUAAAUGAUAGCAGAGCUGGGAUGACUUCUUCACCUGAUGCCACAACAGGCCAGACUUUUGGCUAAGAAAUCUUUGUAAAUAAUACUGGCACUUUAGAACACAUUUGUCAAAAGGGGGUUGCUCUGUGUAAGAUGGAGUUCUGUACAGCUUUUAAGAGCGCUAUGUUAAAACAAAAGUAAGCUGAUAUUAGCAAGACCAAUAACUGCUUUUUAUUUUUUAUUUUCUUUUUCCUGGUUAGUAACCAGUAAUUGAUCUGCCUCACGUCGUUGCCCUUAUCAAAGGCAGAUUAUUAUUCACUUGUUUGAAUCCAGUAAUUAUUUUAACUUCUAUAAAGUUUAAAAUAAACAGAAUCCCCAGGUAAGACUUUUCCCCCACGAUUGCUUCCUUACUGGUUUCCUCGUGUACUUUGGGAAGACAGUUUAUUGUCUGCUACUAUUCAUAUUGUCAUUUUCAAGCUUGUCAGUGUAGUCAUUGCUCUUCAUCAGGGAAUCAACAUGUACUAAACACACGGAAUAAACUACAAGUUUCCAAGUCAAGCAGAUAUGGCUUUAAAAGAUGGCAUUUCCUAGAAAAAUAACCUCUCUUCCAUCUCUCUCAAAAAAUAAUUUUAGACCUUACGCCCUUUAUUUCUGCUUUCCAUUACCUUGAGUUGUGUUUGGAGGAAAAAAUGAAUUCUGGUAGACUAACUCUACUAUUUAAAAGUCGAAUUGAUUUAAAAUUCUUUAAAUAAUUUUUUAAGCAAAUACAUAACUGCUAAUGCAUUUACUUCAUUCCUGAAGUAAUGUGUAUUUCUUUGUACAGCUGAAUCUAGAUGUAACUUUUUAAUGACUUUUUCAUAUGCAGAUAUCAAGAUUUUGAAGUUUUAGUUAAAAUAUUCUGUAGAUAACAUUCCCAAUUACAUAAUGCUUACACAAACUGUGUAUUCCAAGAUUUAAAAGCUUAACUGUACCUUACCCUACAUACUCAUGAUUAACAUAGAGCACUUAGUCUAUUUGAUAGAUUUGAUUUCUCAAAAAAAAAAAAAGAAAAAAAUUUAGAUUUGUAGGUUUGAUAUGGUUGCAUCAUUUUCAUCUCAGACAGCUCCAAUUACCGCUUCCAAUAUGCAGUGAGAUUGGGUAUCCUGAGCUUCUGUCUUAAUUCUCUAUGUAGAAUUAUGACAAUUCAGCUCAUUAAAUUAAUCAAAAUAUCCCCAUAAGCUGAAGAAGUGGGCAUUCAAAAUUCAUGCAUCUUCUUAAUGUUUAAUUAGAGAAAGUCAUUACAAUUUUACCAACCAAAACUGUUGAGUAAUGCUAGUGAACAGGAUUUCUUUCUCAACAUAGAUAAGCAAUCAGAAGUUUUCAUUGCAUUUCACAAUAUAAAUAAACUACAAAGUUUAUCCCUGUACCACGAAUAUGGUUUUUUGAAUAGUACUUUGUCUUGAAGUAUACAGUAUGGUACGAUAAGUAGUUCUGUGUGCAUUUUUAAGGUGGUAAGAUUUGAGUAGCAUAACUAUUGUGUAGUUUAAGUUAACAAUUUACAGAUUUUUGAACUGUAUGUUCAUAAUAUUGCACCUUCCCUAAAGGGACGCUGUCUGGUAGUUUAAGGCAGUUUAAGCCUAAUGUAGGCUGAUUAACCAGGGAAAAACAUGCACACGCAGACACGUGUGUGUGUGUGUGUGUGUGUGUGAAUAUAUAUAUAUAUAUAUAUGUAUGUAUAUAUAUAUGUAUGUUUUUUUUAUAGGAUUGCAAACAUUCUUUUACAGCACUAUUGCUAGCUGGUAUUUCUCAAAUGAAGCCAUCAGGUAGGAGAAAAUACUGCAUCUCAAGGAGCUAUAAAGUAUAUCUUGUCUUUUGAAGGGACUCGAGCAGGGCACAAAAAAGUCCCCACCUCUUCUGAAAACAGUAGCAAUAUUUUUCUUUUUCUUUUCUUUUGUUUUCUUUUUUUCUUUUUUUCUUUUUUUUUUUUUGAUAGGAAGCUGAUUUUACACAGUCUUUUUUUUUUAUUUCUUCCCCUUAUGGUAUCACUAGUAAAGCACUAACUUCACUUGGUACAAUUCAGGGGGAAAGCAUGUUUGUAAUCCAUGGCUUGCUUCCUGCAUUGUCAGGAAAUAGAGAUUGCAUAAAAUUCUCACUAAAUAUUUUUGUAUAGGAAAACAGAUCAUGUUUUGACUUGUGUGUUUAAUAUAAGGAAGGUGUUUCUGCAUGUUAUCACUUACCAGUAAUUUGGUCUGAAUAUUUGGCCCUGAGUUAAAAAAAAGAGCUUGCAUCAAGGGAGAAGAGUAAAUUCCUUGUGGACUAUUAAUGAUACAUGUAAAGCAAAAAUUAUUGGAAAGAAUAUUUUCAACCUGAUUCAUGUCUCUGUUUUUCUUCCUUCGUGGUCAGUUGGUUGGUUUUUUGUUGGUUUCUUUUUUUUUUUUGGCUUUCCAUUCUGCUUUGCACAGAUGUAAUAAAUAUGGCCCCCAUAGCCUCGAAGCCACUUCCUGUUACACCUGUUUCGUUCUCAUUGUUCUAUUUCCAUGACAUCCCAGCUUGUGCUGCCUGCUUGGUAUGUUGUAGACAUCUUUGUUCUAAUGUCCUGUUGUUGCAAGUAGAUGACCAUUACCAGUACUCUUUGUUAGAAAUAUGACAAGCAGCAAAUGCCAAAAGAAAAAGGAAAAACAAAGAAAAAGAAGUGGAUGGGAGGGGGGUGAAGGGUGGGGGUGAGGGGAGGGGGGCACCUAGAUUAUUACUGCACUAGUCUGGUCUGGUAGGAAAGUAAAAGGAAUAAAAAGCCUGAAUCUCCCAAAGCAGAUUGACUCACUUUUAUUUAACAAAAGUCACUGCAUUGAUUCUCGGCUGUGAGAAAGUGAUGGAGGAGUAGGAGGGAGCGCUGGUGCUCCGCGCCAUCCAUCUUCACUUAACAAAUCGCUGCUUGGGUACGUGAGUGAGCAAGAUGCUGUGCAGAGGGAAGGAACUCACUCUUCCCCAGAGCAAAGUGGGAGUCAUCUGAGAAAACGUUAUUCCUUCUGUCGUAGUUCCUUCUCCAGUCUGCUGAUGAGCCAUUACAGCUAUCCUCAGUGCCUUAGGACAGGCUGUGAAGUCCCAGUGUAGCCUGUGGGGAAUAUCUAUAGGAUUCUCGAGUACUUGAUCUGCCGAUGCUUGAAGCUUUCUGUGACGGAGGAGUUAACCAAAUAUACUGCUAUCAUUUCCUAAGUGCAUGCCCUUUCAUUCUGGAAAAAGCCUGUAUGUAGUUCUGGGAGACUGCUGUGUGUAAAAGCUCAGCUUUGUCAGUAAUUACAUUAUUUAAUAAGAUUUUCUACUGCUAAAAUUCUGCUGCUUCUAAUCUGCUACAGAUGCAUGUUCUUCGUUUCGAACAGGUCAGUGUUCAUUUCUGUUAGUUUCCCGUGGGUGUCCAAAAGGGCUGAGUAAAGCAGCCACGUUGGUGUUAGUUCUGCUCUUGUACUGCUGUGGUUCGGUCGCUCAGCAGAAGUCGGGGUUAGCAUUUGUACUGCACAGAGCGAACAGCACAGGUUCUUUCUGAAGGGUCAUGCAGGCUGCAGGUGUGUGAUGGAAGGGGGAACCUUCUGUGGCCCUCUCCUCGCCACAGAGCAACAGUGAUUUUUUUUAAAACACAGGAAAUGGAUAAUGUUUACUACCAAACUAUAUAUAUACAUAUAUGUCUAUAUAUAUAGACACAUACUCAUAGGCCAUAUUUUGGACCUAAAUUACUUGACAGUGUCCCUUUUAGCAUGAAUCCUUUGGUAUGUUUUACCGUUCACGUAACAGACGAUGAAGGAAUCAGCUUGUAAUGGUAUACUAAUCAGCAUUGACAUUUUCUUCUUUUGAUUUGAGAACGAAUUGCUCACAAAUGACAAGGUUUAGAGAGAAGGAUUAACGACGUGUAUUGCUGUACGCUGGUUUACAAAAUACAUAAACAAAUCGGAUGAUAAAGGAAUCAUGUUCAUGAUCUCGUGUCUCCUAGUAUUGUCUCGAGGAAAAUUGUGUUGCAGGAAGAAAACAGGACAAGAAAGUAUCCGCAUGAAUUAACGCUUGCCUUUUUUUUCCCAUUGUACUUGCUGGUUUUUUGGAUGAAGGGAACUUUUCAUUGUUCAUUGGGAAGUACAGUAAAAUCUUGCUAAUUCGCUGACUGCUAACCAGAGCAUCCCAUAGGUUUAUAUGUCCCCUAUGGUCUCUCUCUUCCCACCUCUCUGCGAUGUUCUAAAAAGUACAGUAGCGAAGUCUCGUACGAGUGAUACUGUACUGCUUCACCCGAGUAUACAGCAUCAUCUAUGUUAGUAUACUGGGAGGUACAAGAAGCAUUGCAAACUAAAUCACAGUCGUCAAAAUAAAUGAACAAAGUACCUUUUGUGAUGUGACAUCCUUGCUUUCAUUGCCUGCUUCUUCACUGCUUUCAAAAUUGUGAUUUCCGGAGGGUUUCUGAGUCACUGCUGCGAAUUAUUGGGGUUCUACUGUAACUUUUGGGAAGCAUUCAUGUUCUCCUAUGAAAACGUUCCACCUGGACGUAUACGUGCUAUUCCACACUUGUUCAGAAUAUUUUUAUGGUGUUUGUAUCACACGUAGUAACUAUUUGAAGCGAACCGGAAUAUUUGGGUGAAUUCACUCUGAACUUUGCAGCAUUGGAUUUCUUUACGUAUGUAUAUUUGCUAACUAAAUAGUCUUGGUUUUGAGAGCUUUGGUUUUUUUAUUUUUAUUUUUAUUCUUCUCUGUUGGCUCGUUUUAAUACCAUUACAAAUUGCAGGGAAAACCCUAAUGCUCCAGGGAAUACGUUUGACAAAUCUAAUAGGCAGCAAUCUGCUUCUGCAGUCGGUACCAGUACACAUGUGAACUUUCAGAUUGCAUGGUUGGUACUGAAGCGGGUUACUUGUUACACUCUGCUGGUUUUAAAUGUGUUGCGGAGAUGAAGCCGUGUAACUUUGAAAGUUCAUUCGACUUACGGUAAUGCAUGUUUGUGUUAGGCAUGUAAUGCAUUUAGCUGAAGCUCACUUGGCGAGGGGCAAGUACUAGGAAAGUAUUACUGCUAAUGAAAAGAGUUGUCUCUAAGUUAAAACUAAGACCUUUGUUCAAGUUUAAAUUGCUUUGUGUCAGGGAAAUACCUUUAUAGUCGCUUUUGCUCUACUCUGCGUGAAGAACCUUAUGUUUCCUUUUUAAAAUUGUAACUUUUGGUAGGAAACACAAACUGAGGCAAGCAAACAUUUCUGAGAGUUGUUUCUUGCUCUCCUUAAUCCAAUGGAUGGAAAGGUAAUAUUGUGUAAACAACAUUAUUUUAUUUUUUUAUGCAAUAUCGUGCUGUAAAUAUGAUUUAUCAAAUAAGGAUGUACCUAUGAUUGAAUCUUUGAUUCUGCACAGUUAGAGUUUAUAUAUAAAUAUAAAUGUGUCUUGACAAUCAAGGACUUAUGUCAGUCUUCCUUUAUGAUGUUUAUUAUUGUUAUGCAUUCCAUUUGUUUGAAUUGAGUACCGAUGUGGAGAUUUGUAUUGUCUGUAAAGUAUGUAAUGUUUUUAUAGCUUGUUUAAAGAAGAAACAACAAAUGCUGUAAAUAGAUACGGACUGAUGGCAGUACCGCUCUGUUCGAAGGCGUACGAUGUUGUACUGUUUGUAAGCAAUAAUACACGACAGUGCUAACUUUACGAGUAGCAUAAGGAUAAGUUCCAAAAAUACCUUUGGGGAGUUAAUAGCCUUGAGUUAAUGAGUAUUCUUAAUCGUUUUUUAUAAACAAAUUCAAACGUCCUCCUGCUGGAGUAGGUAACAUUGUUUACACAGCACAAUCUCAGUCACAGAGAGGACAGCCUUUAGAUCCAUGGCUUCAUCCGUGCACACUUUGAGUAAGAAAGGAAUGGCUUGGCUGCACUUCUGUGAGAGGAGGAAGACUGCAAAAGUCGAAUAGCUGUGUCUCUAAAGGAUGAGAGAUACUAUUCUGCUUCUGUGCUGAUUCCUGACAGUCCCUCUGCUUAAAUUUGGAGUCUUUAAGUCCUGAUACUGAACUGAUGAGACUUGGGCCUCCAGUAGGAAGGAGUAGUUCUCUCCGUAUUUCAUAUGCAGUUAAACAGUGAACUUACAAGUCACGUUGUUCGGUUGAGUUGCGUAUUUUUCCAGUUAUGAGCUACGAGAUGAUGAGUUUAUUCUGAUAAAUAAACUAAACGUCAAACUUAUAGUUUGAAUUGAGUAGGGAUAAGACUGUACAGAGCAGCGAAACUAUUUGAACGCAGUCAUCACUGCUUUAGAACCCCCCCCACCCCGAUUUAUAAAUGUAUAUGACCUACAUUUUAUAGAAAAGAAAAUGUUUUUAAAUGCUAGUCAUUUAUAUAAUAUGUGCUUUGAAGGAUUUGCUAGUCCACUUCUGUCACUUUUAGUACACUGGUAUCUUUUAUAUGUAAUGUAUGCUUUUUAUUAUUAUUGUAGUAAAGCAUUUCAGUAGGAGGAAUUUUGCAACAGUAUGAGGGGUUGAAAUUUUCCUUGUCAGAAAUGAAUUAUACUGGACUUUGUCUGUGUAGUCUUGUCUUUCUUUUAAUGCUGUCUGGAAGGGAGCUUGGUGUUCAAUAAAGCAAGUGACCUCCUUCUAUGUUGAAGGCAUACUCUGUAGCGCUGAGUCGGAUCUGGAAACGUGAUGGAUCUGAAGACAGAGCAAUCAGUACAAACUCUAAGCGUACAGAAGAAACUGUGCUCUGGAGAACCUGGCGAUAGAUAUCUAAUGGAACGCUGUUACGGUGCAUUUUCUGAGCUAGUGUCCAUAUGCCUUCUUCGUACUUUCAACUAAUAAGCAGAAAAAUCCAUAUAGAUAAAUUUAGGAUAGUAGGUUUAUUUCAAUAAUUAUACAGUAUUUCUUUAUCCUACGACAUCUAUUCCGUCCGUUUAUUAUUAGGCAAAAGGUCAUAACCUGAACUCCACCAGUAGAAGUAUGUAUAUAGAUAAGAGAUGGUUUUGUAGGAUCCGGGCAAGGAUGAAAUUUGUAUAUUCUUUAUGACAGAAACCAGGACGGGAGUCUGUCUGUAUUCCUGGGAGAUGAGUGUGUGUGUGUGUGUGUGUGUGUGUGUGAGUGUGCAUACGUGAAAGAUGCAUGGGUCUCCUGGCAAAAGUGAUACAAGUGUAAAAGGAUUUAAUGUAGCUCAACACAUGACUUAUGUUUAGUAUGUAAAAGAAACGUAUAAAUUUCAUAAUUCAAAAAGACAAAAAUAGUUUUGCAGGAAACAAAACUAUUUGGAUAGCAGGCUUGACCAAAUAAAUGUUUUGGUUAAACUUGAUAUAUUUUAAAUGAUUCUAUUUCUGCCUUUAUUUCUGCCCUAAAAGCAACUUAAAGUAUUUUGGGAGUUAACUCUUAUCUGUUCCUUUGACUGUGAGUGUAAUUUAUAUCAUGGUUUACAAAACGUGGCAUGAAGGAUCGGAUUGUUUUAUCUGUAUAAUACAAUGAAAGAUGGCUUUUUUACAUAAUCACGGUGAAUGGUAUUGUAUUCCUAGGAUUGAUUUAUUCAUUCGGUGACUUAAUGAGUUCCAUCACUUUUGACUUUUGUUCUUAUGGUUAACUUAGUCAUUUGGGGCUUAUAAUACCCUCCUAUGUAUUGUGAUACUAAGGGAAGUUAUGUUUUCGCUUUAUUUUUAAUUAAACUAAUAGUUUGAUAAUUUAUAUUUGCAAAUGAUGCAUUUUAAAUGUGGUCACUUGCUGUUUGAAAAAUAAAAAUAUAGAAUACUGUUUUA